GGAUGUGGGAAACAGAGUGGGAUCUGCAGCAGCAGGAACGGAUCAGAUAGCAGAUCUACCGAGAAAGUGUGAGACUGUCGGCCGCACAUGACUCUAAAAUAAGCUUUGAGGAAUUGAUUUUUUGAUUGGAUCGGACCCUUCAGGCCACGUGAGACCCACACACAUUUAAUUUGGAAAGCUGUGAUCAGGCUGAAGGGUCCAAAUUCAGAGCUUUUCGAACCCUGAUCAGCCGGAGAUCAAUCGAGCUCGAAGUCUGGAGGAUCUGACUCUAAUGUUCUCCUUAAUGAGAAGGAAGGAGACGCGCUGAAACUCAGAGGCGUAGACAUGAUGAUGGUUCGCCGUGGACUUUUCUACCUCAGGAGAGAAAAGAGGUCCAACCCGUGAGAGAGGAGGAGAAAUACAGGAGGAACAAGGAGGAGAAACAUGCAGCAGUUCGGCUAAAAAAAGAGGAGAAUCUUCAACGUUCAUCAGGUGAGUGUUUGUAAAGACGACGAGAUAAUCCUGCAGCUGUUAAUCCCUGCAGAUUAAUGGGAGUUUAAUUUUACAGACAGACUUAUUUCUGUCUCUUCGGAGAGUCGGGGAACAAAAUAUUCAAUAUUCAUAUCUUUAGAUCAUCAGUCAGAGAAAAACACUCAGAGGAACACGAACAGAUGAAGACUUGAUAUCAGGGAUGAAUGUGAGGUUUAAGGUUCGAUCAAUCAGGGCUAAAAGUUUAAUUAUUAAUCAUUUAUGACUCAGUUUGUCUUCUGCUCACUUCUCUGUGAGGAAGAAAAAUAAAACUUUAGAUUUCCUCGAAGGGAAAUUCAUGUUUAUAAAUUCAUGUUCAGCGUUUCGUAAGUUGAUAAAAGAAGAUGAAUGGAUGAGGUUCAGGUCUGUGUUUGUUUUAAAGACAGGGAGGAUCCGUCUCGGUCUGAAGGGGUCGACACCCAAACACAAACCCAACAGAUGAUCAUAGUCAGAGUCACCUCGUCCAGCAAUGGUGAGACAGCGUCAUGUUUUAUUAGUCCCUCCAGAGUCGGUGAGAUUAUCCUGUAAAAUAAAACCGACAGUUAGACGUCGACAAAACGACGACAAAACGACGACAAAACGACAACAUCUCUAAAUAAAAACUAAAGAAAUGAAAAUCUCUCUUCAGCUCCUGUGAGGAGUUUUUAUCUGUUUCAUGACUCAAACCAACCAGACCGUCAGAGAGGAAGAAGAGGAGAGACGAUGAUGAUGAUGAUGAUGAUGAUGAUGAUUUCAAUAAAGCUAUUUUUACCGAGUCUUCCUGCUGUCAGCUGUGAUGAGCAGCUCGCCGCAGAAACACGCUCGCUGUAAAGAUUCACAGUCAGCGAUAUUUUUAACUGCGACAGACAGCAGGAGGAGAUCUUCAUCACCUACACAUGAAGACCACCAGACCAGCAGAAAAGAGAGUGUCCACAGGGGGCGCCAAAACCAACACUGAGAUGUUUGAUAUGAACGUUUCUACAGGAGCUCAGAAAGGACAAACUAGAGACGUUUGUGUUUUUGUAUUUAGAGCGUGUCUGUUAGAGUUGUUCUGUGUUUUAGACGGGAUCAGGCCUCAUAGAAGCUUUUUGUCCUUUAAGGCCACCGUAGGCCAGAUAGCAGGAGGAGUCAGCAGGGGAGACUGUCGCUACCUGACCCGUCACAGCGACUCUGUGAAUGCGUACAACUCUACUGCGCAACUUUGGUUUCAGGAAGUGGAGAAAAUCGUGGAAAUACAGAGAGGGGGAGGAGCCAAGCUGUCCGUAGUUUAUACAGUCUAUGACCUGAACGGAUUUAAACAAAUAGAUCUGAUCAAUAGCUCUCUCUCUCUCUCAUUUUUAAUAACUCUAGUCUAAUAGCUCUUGACGGUGACGUGUUUCUGUACGGCGGCGGUCUCGAUCCUCUUCAGCUCGUAUUAUUUUCCAGUCCAGCCUCCGGAGAGACUCACAGCCUCGACUCUCUGCCAGCUGGAGGAAACAGAAGAUACGUCACAUAAAACGGCAGGGCUAUUUCUGUCCCUGUUGACCAGAGAACAUGUAUUGUAUAAACUCUAUAAUAGAAUCACAGACGUGUAUGUAGAUGUAGUUCAUGUGUUCAUCAGUAGAUGUUAAUAUCAGGUUUUAACAUAAGAACACAUUUUCAGAUCCUCCUCUUCUGUUUGUCAUCGACUUUAAACCGUCUGGAAACUUUAAUGUGAUCAUCGCUGAGAUUCGAUCAAACUGAGAGAAAAAAAUCAAAAAAAUAAAAUAAAACCAGCAGAAAAAAUCGGAUUAAAAAGCCUCAGUGUGGUCUGGGAGGAAGGACUCUGCACAGCAGGAAGUGAAGCUGAUAACAAUGACUCAUCGUUUUACGAGGGGGGUUCGAAGGCUGCGGUAAUGGUCAGGAGCUGUUGGGGGUCAGUUCUGGACAAACGGAGAAUCUUCUCUGAAGUUUCUGUCUGAGAUCGUUUGGAUUUCCUGUCAGGGGUCCUGGAGGUUUAGGUGGUCCUGUAACACGAGUGAAGAGUCUCACCAUCUGACACUUCCUACCGGAUCUGUUUGUGAGGCGAAUUUCGUGGUGGAUUACAGACAGCAGGAAUCUCGAGAACUCACUUGUUCGUCUCCGCCCGUUUGCAUGGUGUGAAAUACGAUCCUCCUGUUUUAUUUUGAAAAGAAGCCGGAUGUUUUAUUUUGUGUCUGUGCCCGACUUCCUUUCCAGCACGGGUUAAUCUGUGCUGAAUUUAUCCGCCAUGCUGCGGCGUCCAGAAAAAAUAGAACUCUUGAUCAGCUGUGGAGUCCGGCGAUCCGCAGAGGAACGGAAAGAAGUCGGUGUAAAUUGACACGUUAACUUGAAUGGUUACGAUCAGCUACGAUCGGAGGAUACGACCUUUUAGGAGACGAUCAGGAUGAAGGUGGAGGUCGGGGGUUAAAACCGCCUGUUUUCCUCUCCUCCAUCAGUUCAUUGAUGAAUUCUCCUCGUUAAGUUUGUCCCUUCCUCCGUCUUUAGAUCGAUCAUGACUCUUUAUCCGUUCUUCAAAUAACCCUGUGUGUUUUUUCGUCUAAAGGUAGAUGGACGUGUCUCCAGUCUGGACGUGGUUUCACUGACCUCGUCUUGUUCUUGGUGUGAUAUUUGAAGUUGAAGUUCCUCUGAUGGUUUUUCUCUCUCCCUCCUCCAGGACUCGUCUCCUGGGCCCGUUCUCGCCGACACAGACUUCGUUUCCCAUGAGCCUGGUCACUUCUGUAUGAGCCGGGCUGUGUGAGGCCACGUGGCUCCGCCCCUCUAAGGCAUGAGUGUGGGAAGGGCCCAUCACCACCACCACAGCUUCCUGUCCUGCGAAGACGAAGGUCUGAGACUCAGCACCAUGCCAGCGGUCGGCAGCUUCGGCAACGGGAAGAUUCACACCAGACGCAAAUAUCGAAGCCGCUUCGUCGCCAAGAGCGGCCAGUGCAAUGUCCGUUUCUCGAACAUGGACGAGAAGUCGCAGCGCUACAUCUCGGACAUCUUCACCACGUGUGUGGACAUCCGCUGGCGAUACAUGUUCCUGAUGUUCAGCCUGGCGUUUGUGGUGUCCUGGCUCACCUUUGGCUUUGCAUUCUGGGUAAUAGGGCUUCUUCAUGGCGACAUGGACCAUCCGGGAGGGGAUGACAGUUUUGUUCCUUGCGUCACGCAGGUCAACACCUUCGUGGCCGCUUUCCUGUUCUCCGUGGAGACCCAGACCACCAUCGGAUAUGGAGCGCGCUUUGUGACGGAGGAAUGCCCGGCGGCGGUCUUCAUGGUGGUCUUUCAGUCCAUCAUGGGGUGCAUCAUCGACGCCUUCAUGAUCGGCGCUAUCAUGGCCAAAAUGGCGAGGCCCAAAAAGCGUGCAGAGACCCUGCUGUUCAGCCACAACGCCGUCAUCGCUCUGCGAGACGGGAAACUCUGCCUCAUGUUCAGAGUCGCUAAUUUAAGGAAGAGCCACAUCGUGGAGGCUCAUGUCCGCGCUCAGCUGGUCAAGUCCCGGUUCACGGAGGAGGGCGAAUACAUCCCGCUGGACCAGAUCGACAUGAACGUGGGCUACGACAAAGGCACGGACCGCCUGUUCCUGGUGGCGCCCCUCACCGUCAUCCAUGAGAUCGACGAGGACAGCCCGCUGUUCGGCAUCAGUAAACAAGACCUGGAAACAUCGGACUUUGAGAUCGUGAUCAUACUUGAAGGUCUGGUGGAGGCCACCGCCAUGACGACGCAGGCUCGCAGCUCGUACCUGUCCUCGGAGAUCCUGUGGGGUCACCGCUUUGAGCCCGUCAUCUUCGAGGAGAAGAGCCAGUACAGGGUCGACUACGCCUACUUUCACAAAACCUUCGAGGUACCGUCCACGCCCAGGUGCAGCGCCAAAGACAUGGAGGAGAGAAAGUUCCCAACGAGCGGAGCGAACUCCUUCUGCUACGAGAACGAGUUGGCCUUCAUCAGCCGGGACGAGGAGGAGGAGGACGGGGAGGGCGAGCAGAAGGACAGGAAGUGUUCAUCAGAUCUGGUGAGCGAUCAGGCCGCUCCUGGACGUGGUCAGAUGUCCUCGCCGAAAGAGUCCGCGAUUUAACCUUUAGUUUCUGUGUUUUGUUUCAGUGAGACAUCGUGGGAAGUUUCCUUUGACUGUCAAUCUUCUGACACGAGGACGCCACCAAAGAGAUUUCUCCAAGACGUGGAGAAACUCGAGUCUUUUCUACGUCCAUCAGCAGUCCCUUAUUUAUUCGCUUUAAGUCGCGGCUCAAUGCAGGACGUCCGUUUCCGUCUCAAAGGGGUCCUCAGGCCAGAUGGGAGAACUUCUCCUUCCGGCCAGCUCAGGUCGUCCUCCUUGUUGGGUGUGUCUGGAAAAUCUCCAAAAGGAGGCGUCAGGAGGAUCUUAAUCAGACACCUUCAAUCGUCUCUUUUAAAGCACAGAAGUCAAACUCUGAGGUUCCUCAUCGGGUCGACUUUCUGCGUCCCUCAGAUGAACGGACGAGUCUCCACCUGCAGUAGAUCUUCACGUGCAUGGCAAUAGCAAAGUUUUGUAUGAAUAUUUUGAGAAACCUGAUCGUAGUUUCGCUGAGAUUAUUUGUGGGUUCACAGUUUGAACCCGAGUCUGGAGUCUGAAAAUGAACCUGCGAAUAUUUCUCCAGGUGUCUGUGGUGAGAACAGAGCUUCAGGUCAACCAAGAGUUUUCAUUUUGACCCCAUAAGAGGAGACCAGGACUUCAGAUCUUAUAGUACUUAAAUGCAGGACUUGGUUCAGGACCAUCUGUGUGUAACUAUGACACAGGUGAGGGGACAGGUGGACAUGGAGGAGACCGAAGAGUCCGUCAUAAAUGUAAAGGAAAAAAAACACAGUUUUUGUCUGUUUUUAUUUGAAGACCUGGUUCGAUGAACUUCAACAUGUUUGUCUCUGAUCUCAGGCAGAAGAAGGAAAAUCAGGUUUUCAGCUAAACAGGGCCGGAUCUAGAGGGGCAGCCAGGGGUGACGCGGGCCCCCUUUAAAAUCUUUAUAUCGUUACUUAUACAACCAGAGUCACUGACCGCUGUCUUUUCAGUUUAUUAUUGAAACUCUGCAAACACAGAGAUAUGGAUAUAUUACCAAAUGUCAUCACUGACAUUCAGCUGCAGACGUCUGUCGUUGUUUUGGUUGAAUGUAUAUUUUUAUUAUGAUCGUUUCUGUCAUAUUUACAGACGGUCUGAGCUGGUCUGGUUUUCUCUCUUUCAUCAGGACAGGUUUAGAUUCUGGGUCAGACUGUGUCUCUCUGCUGAGAUGGAUUAUUUCCUCCACAUUAAAGCUCCAUGUGGGUGACCCCGAACACCAGACUGCCGUCUCAGCAGAGUCGCACUCCUUCGUUUUUUCAUCCUGCUGACUUGUGCUAAAAAUCUCAGAAUGGGGUCGCUCCAGAAAGUAAAGGGGCGUGGUUAUCCUGCCGCCAUGUUCCCCCUGAGCGAGCAUCUUGGGAUGGCGAGGACGUUUCAGGACAAUAAUGUAAAUACUUUUAUUUAUUUUGGGGCUUUACGCUCAGACAGAGGCUGAAUAUUGAUCGAUCAUUUGAAUAUUGGUGUGAAUAUCAUCUGUGUCAGAACUCUGGAGCGUGUUUCCUGGUCUGGAGUUGAAGUUUCUCCUCUCACCUCCUCUAGUCUUCCACUGAAAUGCAGUUUCUUUGAGCUGCACCUCCUCUUCUCCUCACAGGGUCUUUGUUUGUCCAUAAUUCAACAAACUGAAGGACAAAAAAACUCUUGUGUUGAUCAAAUAAAAAAAUCUCACAAAUAAAA
Messenger RNA from Xyrichtys novacula (pearly razorfish), 6223 nucleotides. The record is from the annotation of a GenBank genome assembly. Lineage: Eukaryota; Metazoa; Chordata; Actinopteri; Labriformes; Labridae.